UGUACGCGAAACGCUUUCCCCACCGGUUAAUGAAAUUGAACCCGGGGUCGAAAGCUGGGCAUUUUUUGUCAGGUCUUUGCUAUUUGACUUGACUUCUAUCCACCAUACCUCCCGCGAUGUCAUCAGCGGCACCUAGACCGAAGCCAUGGGAGACUUCUCAGACUCAAGCUGGAUCGGCAUCGAACGGUCCAUCCGCGUUUGAGACGGCAGUAGCGACUUCUAGCUCAAAUACCGCCCCCAAACUGCCGGAUAGACCUGCAGGGUUUGACAUUGCUGGUCCGAGCAACUAUGCACAGUCGUCUCUCUAUCAGCCACGUUAUACAACGCCAUCGUAUGGGAUGUCAAACUAUGGUGGCUAUGGAGGAUAUAGUGGGUAUGGAUACGGUGGACCUAUGAGCCGGUUUGGAGGAGCAGGUGGAUAUGGAUAUGGGGGAGGGUAUGGGAUGGGAGGAUACGGAGUAGGCGGUAUGGGAGGUCCCGGCGAGGGCUACCCGACUCUCACGUCGUCAUUACAAGCUACGACUGCACCUGCUUUUGCUAUCAUCGAGUCCAUAGUCACCGCCUUCACCUCUCUCGCUCAGCUUGUCGAAUCGACCUACAUGGCCACUCAUUCGUCGUUCUUCGCCAUGGUAGGCGUAGCGGAUCAAUUAGGAUCCCUCAAGACCUAUCUUGGUCAGGUCCUCGGGGUGUUCUCCAUCCUGAGACUAGGUCGCCGUAUAGUUGCCUGGCUUCGGGGCAAAAAAAUCAAUACGGAGGGCUGGGCAAAUGAAUGGACAGCAGGGGGCGGUCCUCCAGCCGAGAGACCCAGCUCGAAACCUCUCAUCUUAUUCUUGCUCUCCGCUGUCGGAUUACCGUGGCUUAUGUCACGCUUGGUCAAACUGUUAAUCGCCACGACUGCACAGCAACAGCAACAGGGGAUGAUCGCUUCAGAUGGAACGUUGGAUCCUUCAAAGCUCGUCUUUGCCAGAGCAAGAUGGGAGUUCAAUGCAAAUGAAGAAUGGGAAUUACCCCUUGGAAGGGAUGAAAUCGUCGCUGUAUUGGAGCGAAGGGAUAAUGGAUCGUCAGAGCAAGAGAGAGGUUGGUGGAGAGGCAGAUUAAGGAAUGGUAAAACGGGUUGGUUCCCUGGCAAUCAUGUAGAAAUCAUCAAACGUCGAGAUCAGCAGAAGCAGCAGCAGCCUCAGCCGCAGCAGGAACAAAAUCCGCCAAAGCCAGGAGGGACAUAGAUUGUAGAUGAUGUGUUGUAUUGCUUGGCGUGAUCAUUGCUUGGAUUCCAGCAAGCAGCAGCGGCAGCAAGAAGCAGCAAGCAGCAGCUUAUGAACUUGCCCCCGACCUUCCCCGCGGGCUUCGGGCCAUUCGUGAAAAAAUUGUCUCCCCUUUUCCGAUGCGGUGACUGUGUUGUAUGUGUUUGCCCGUCUCCGUGUCUGUGAUCGAUUGUGGGACGAUGAAUGGAGGAUGCAUUU
Kockovaella imperatae is the source of this 1460-nucleotide messenger RNA. Its product is annotated as Peroxin 13, N-terminal region-domain-containing protein. NCBI's taxonomy places the organism in Eukaryota, Fungi, Basidiomycota, Tremellomycetes, Tremellales, Cuniculitremaceae. Gene Ontology annotation, molecular function: protein binding. The transcript is spliced from 4 exons. Gene Ontology annotation, cellular component: peroxisome; peroxisomal importomer complex; peroxisomal membrane. The record is from RefSeq and is a predicted model, not a curated record. The coding region runs from base 117 to 1223 and encodes 368 amino acids. Gene Ontology annotation, biological process: protein import into peroxisome matrix, docking.